Molecule: messenger RNA, 951 nt
Organism: Fonsecaea erecta
Lineage: Eukaryota; Fungi; Ascomycota; Eurotiomycetes; Chaetothyriales; Herpotrichiellaceae
Exons: 1
Coding region: 1-951 (316 amino acids)
Molecular function (GO): GTPase activity
Source: RefSeq, a predicted model, not a curated record
AUGUCCAAAUUCGGCGUCCUCGUCACCGGCCCCGCCGGCGCCGGCAAAACGACCUUCUGCACCGCCCUCAUCACCCAUCUCCACCACAGUCGCCGGUCGGCCUUCUACGUGAACCUGGACCCGGCAGCCACGGACCUCAGUUACACGCCGGACCUGGACAUUCGGGACCUGAUCUCGCUUGAGGACGUCAUGGAAGAGCCACUGUCCCUGGGGCCCAACGGCGGGCUGAUCUACUGCUUUGAGUUCCUCCUGCAGAACCUGGACUGGCUGGCCGAAGCCAUCGACCCUCUGACGGAAGAGUACCUGAUCAUCUUCGACCUCCCCGGCCAGAUCGAACUGUACACCCACAUCCCCCUGCUGCCGGAGCUGGUGCGGUACCUCUCGCGCAUGGGCCCUCUGAACAUUUCCCUGUGCGCCGCCUACCUCCUCGAGGCGACCUUCGUGGUGGACAAGGCCAAGUUCUUCGCCGGAACGCUCUCCGCCAUGAGCGCCAUGAUCAUGCUCGAACUGCCCCACGUCAACAUCCUCUCCAAGAUGGACCUGGUCAAGGACCAAGUCCCCAAGCGCGAGCUGCGCCGCUUCAUCGACCCGGACGCCAACCUCCUCGACCAGGAGGACACCGGCCGCGAACUCCUGCCCAGCUCCUCCAGCUCCGGAAUUGCUGGCCCGGGCAUGAGCAAGGGAGCACCAGAGUACACCGCAUUGGAUGUCCGCAACGCGCACGAGGUCGACAGCAUCAUGUCAGGCGGGUCGUUCAAGCAGCUCAACCGCGCCGUGGCUCGUCUGAUCGAUGAUUUCAGCAUGGUGUCCUUUUUACAGCUGGACGUCAACGACGAGGAGAACGUCGGCGAUGUGCUCAGCUACAUUGACGAUGCCAUCCAGUUCCACGAGGCGCAGGAACCGAGAGACCCCAAGGAGCCCGAAUUGGACGACGCCCCCUGGGAGGAUUGA